AGGUAUAUUUUAAAAAGCUGUAUCUGCUUUUAUUGAUCGCCGGUCAUGUAGCAAGUUAUUUUGUAUUUCAUUCUUUUCUUCAAGAUAUACGUUACAUGUAUUUAUGAGCGAAACUGUUGUGCAAUAUUAUACGUUAAAGAACUAAAACUUGCUGAUGGUCCUUUAGUGGCAAAUACGCACAAAAGUCAACAGUACAUGUUUUGAACCCCUGAAUUAUGACCAUUAAAUGGUGUAUAGAAUAUUCCUAAGGUCCUUUACUGUGGCAGGCAUGGAACCACAGUAAACCAUAUUCAAGGGAUUAGUCAGUUUACAUACAUCUUAGAACAAACGUACAAUUUAUUUGAAUGUAUCUAUUCAUAUUUGUCCCAUUUAUUCUGUCUUGCAGUUUUUUACCUCCAAAAGGUUCAGGAGUAACACAGACAUCAGUUUUGGCCUCCUUUGUCCUGAAAUUCCUUUUUGUGGUUUUGCCAGAGGACUCACUAAUGUUAAGGGCCAGAUUCAUCAUAAUAUAAUCUAUAAAACAACACUGACUGUCGGGAAAAUACCUUUACUGCUGCCCACGACGGCCAUCUGUUUCUGUGUUAUCUAUUGUGAUGUUUACUCAUUCAAGUCCAUGCCGGACUACAGUCCGAUGUCAACUCUGUGUGCUAUAAACAAGGUAUUGUGCAGCAGUCUAAAGGGUUCCUGCAUAAAAAGUGCUGAGAAACAGAAAUGGCAGCAAUCUAGAAUAUUAUUUCAGAUAUUCUUGUCCCUACUUCUAUUUCACUUAUUUAUUUAUUUAUUUAUUUUUCUGUUGAUCCAAUAAUCAUAAUACGUUUGUUCAGAGGAACUCAAAGAGGAUGCUGUUGUUCUGGCGGUGUGAAAAAGAUCCGCUCUUUCAAUAACAUGUUUAUGUGAACAAUGAGAAGAAUUAUGAACUCGUUGAAUGAGAAAGAAGGGAAAUCUCCAUCAAAAAUAUCACUUCAAGUAAAACAGUAAACCAAUGCAUAGACCAAAUAUUUUAAUGUCAGCAGUGCUUUAAAAUGGACUUCAGGCUCAAUGUAAAUGACUGUGUGCUUACAAUUAUGUAAUUUAUCUUAAUGAACAUUUUAAAAAUGUUCUGUGGGGUUGAAUGUGUUGUUUUACAUUUAAAGCUUAUUUUAGCUGCUUAUUUCUGCGAGAUGCAACUUUAAAAACCUGCUUUAUCCUCAAAGAGGAUUCCCUUAUUAUCAAUAUGACUAAUAUCAUAACCGGUGCAUUCCCAUUGCCCGUUAAUGGUAUGCGGGGGGGUCGGGCCCCCCUCUCUGCAGCCCCGCCUCUGUGUGUGUGUGUGUGUGUGUGUGUGUGUGUGUGUGUGUGUGUGUGUGUGUUGUGAUUUGCUGGCGCGGAGUCGUGUGCGUUGUUUACGUCGUGGUGCCGCGCGGGCAGCUCCCACGUGCCUCCGCAUUCUGCCUGUCUGCUGUGGACCCCCCGCCGCGCAGAGAGAGGGGCCGACCGCCGUUUCCUCGCAGCGUUCAGGGCGGCGGGAGUCUGCGCAGGGACCGGAUCACCAGGCGACGUCUCCCCGCCUGUCCCCCCGCCGCGGCGAUGCGCGCUCGGAGCGGGUCUGCUUGGGUUUCUCGUGGGUGACGCACUGAGGGAAUUCGCGCUGUCUUUAUGUAUCGCCCCGAUUUGGAAACCCUCCGUCCCACCAGGAGACCCAUGAGCCGGUCUCCCGUUGCGCCGCUGUCACCAUCAUCAUCAUCAUGUCCCCUGCGGCAUCCGCCGCGACGGCCGGUGAGAGCAGCAGCACCGCGGUCCCCGAAGAGGAGCGGGACGGUCCCCGGGAGGAGCAGCGGCCCCAGAAGCAGUCCUUGACCAAGUCCUUGUGUCAGGAGACCCACUGGAAAUGCCUGCUUGUGUCCCUGCUGAUGUACGGCUGCGUCGGGGUCACGGCCUGGUGCCAGCUGACCAAGGUCACGCGCCUCUCCUUCGACAUCGCUUACAAGGGAAGGUCCAUGAUGUACCACGACAGUCCCUGCUCCCAGGGCUACAUCUACAUCCCUUUGGCCUUCCUGGUCAUGCUCUACGUGGUCUACCUGGUGGAGUGUUGGCACUGCUACACCCGGAAUGAGCUGCAGUGCAAGGUGGACGUCGGCAGCGUGACGGAGCGCAUCCAGCGGAUGCAGCAGGCGACGCCGUGCAUCUGGUGGAAGGCCAUUAGCUACCACUACAUUAGGAGGACGCGGCAGGUGACGCGCUACCGCAACGGGGACGCCUACACCACCACGCAGGUCUACCACGAGCGAGUCAACACCCACGUGGCCGAGGCGGAGUUUGAUUACGGGGACUGUGGGGUUAAGGACAUCGCAAAGUGCCUGUCGGGUCUCGAGGACUUCGCCAUCACCAAACUGAGGUUCACCAAAUGCUUCAGCUUUGCCAACGUGGAGUCGGAAAACUCUUACCUGAGCCAGCGGGCCAGGUUCUUCACGGAGAACGAGGGGCUGGAUGACUACAUGGAGGCACGCGAGGGGAUGCACCUGAAGGACGUCGACUUUAAGGAGCACAUGGUCGCCUUUUGUGAUCCCAACCGCCUUCCCUGGUACGCGGCCAACUCCUCCUUCUGGGUGGCGGCGGCCUUCACCGUCUCCUGGCCUCUGCGGGUGCUGACGGAGUACCACACCGCCUGUGUGCACUACCACGUGGAGAAGCUGUUCGGCUUUGACUACGUGCCGGUGAGCCCGUCUGAGGAGCGGCCGCGCUGCAGACGCGUCCCGCGGGUCAACACCAUCGACAGCACGGAGCUGGAGUGGCACAUCCGCUCCAACCAGCGGCUGGUGCCCAGCUACUCGGAGGCCGUCCUCAUGGACCGGACCCGGCUGUCGGGAAGCUGUAACAACUACUCGGCGUGUGGCGGCUACGGCGGCUACAGGCAGGACUGCCGGCGCUGCCACCGCGCCAUCAGCAUCUCCAUCUUCUCUCGCAGCGCCCUCAGCAUCUGCAACGCGGGGAGCCCCCGCGUCCCUUCAGCGCGCCGCUUCUCGCUGGGCGGCCUGUACGGGUCCGGGCGGAGCUGCCUGUGGCGGAGCGGCGGGAGCCUGAGCGAGCGGCCCUGCCCCCCCACGGAGAGCUCGCACCGUCUGUCGGGUGGGCCGCAGACAGGCGAGGAGGACCCGCCGGCCUACCGGGACGCUCUGUGCUUCCCGGUGCUCAUUGUACACCGCGACGAGGGCUGCCAGAACCACGACCACCGCUCGCUGCACCGAAACGGGUCCCGCGUGGAGACUCCUCUGUGACCCGCGGCUACGGGACAGCGCUCUGCAGAUACUGCAGCAAGCAACGGGAUAUCUGGGAGGGAGACUGUUGAUUGAACACUAUGCGGCUGUAAAAGACAGAAUUGACAAAAAGUGACGUAGUUUCCUCCAGCACCAAUAAGGGAAGAGUCAAGUUACCGAGUUACUGCCUCGCGUUUGUACUUCUCAGCCACGGACAAGCAGACGAGGGACACAUUCUCGUAUUUGGAGCCUAAUAUGUGUUUCGGACGUUAGAAAUUCCCACGAAAUGAAAUGAAUACGUCAGUUAACGGACGUCUGAAUGAGAAAUUAAGAUUAACGUUAUGAUAAGAAAGUGAUUCGCUCACACAUCAUUGAGAAUAAUGAGAGAAAAGCAGCAGUAUCAGACUCCAACAGAACACACGUUUUAUAGCCCAGUUCAUUAGAAUAUAAACAUCUACAUGUAUAAUAUUUGUUUACUGGCUGAUUAAAAUCUUUGCAUUCGAAGUCAAUGCCAAUGAAAAUCUAUUUAAGAAGGAAGCAUUUCCAUAGUUAGAAUAAUAAUCUGAGGCAGAUGAUGAAGUAUCAGCUUGGCUGCAGUGACAUUAUACUUCCUGGCUUUCUAAAUAUAGCGACACAGCCAGUGAAUAAUUUAGUACAAGAGAGCGAAGGACACAAGAACCUAAAACUGAAUCAAACUGUUACUUACUAUAAAUGACAGUUUGUAUGUUGCAAACUACAUGUAGUAAUAAACACCACCAUGGAAUUAAUA
Molecule: messenger RNA, 4002 nt
Organism: Gasterosteus aculeatus aculeatus (three-spined stickleback)
Lineage: Eukaryota; Metazoa; Chordata; Actinopteri; Perciformes; Gasterosteidae
Gene: tmem151ba
Product: transmembrane protein 151Ba
Source: RefSeq, a predicted model, not a curated record